This is a messenger RNA of Prorocentrum cordatum, 1467 nucleotides long. Lineage: Eukaryota; Dinophyceae; Prorocentrales; Prorocentraceae. The record is from the annotation of a GenBank genome assembly.
AUGGCGGCGGCAGCAGGUUUCCCCAACCAUCAGCUGCUAGGCGCGUACAUCCGCCAGGGGACAUCUGUCUUCGGCGAGGUGCCGGCGUCGGGGGCCUUCGAGAAGGACGAGCAGCCGGCGGGGAAAUCCCUCAGAGAGAUCCUGGAGGCGUCGAGGUGGACCAAGCACCGCCUCCUGGACAUUGUGGGACCAGGUACCCCAGAGGUGGACGAGGAGGUGGUCAAGCGCACGGAGGAGGAAGCGGCGCAGGGCAAGGCGCUCGGCCCGUUCAGCGAGGAGGAGGUCGACCAGUGCCUGGGGAAGGUGUGGGCUGGGUCAAGGAGAUUCGGCCUAGUGCAGUCUUCCGGGGUGCGCCCGGUGGAUGACCACAGCGAGUUCGGCCAGAAUUGGACGUCCCACACCCACGAGAACAUCGAUCUGGGCGGCGUCGACCAGGUGGCUGCGAUAGCCCGUUUGUGGGGCACGGCCGCUUCUGGCGCGGGCAAGGUUCAGGUCGAGCUGAGCACGGCGGAGGUGUUACGCGGCCGGCUCCACAGAGGUUUCGCCCCGAAGGCUGCCCGCAGCCUGCGGGGGAGGGCGCUCGACUUGAAGCGGGCCUUCAAGCAGCUAGCGCCUCUGCCGUCCCUGGCGCCGCUCCUGGUGAUAGCGCUUUGGCAUCCAGCUCGCAACGGCGUCGCCUACUGCGUCUUGCGCGCCAUGUCAUUCGGGGCGAGGAACACUGUCUACGUUUUCGGGGCCGUCGCGAGGGCGAUAGGGAUGAUUAUGUCGGAGCUCUUCCUGUUGGCCCUCUCGCAGUACGUGGACGACUUCCCGCAGGUGGAGCCCGAGGCAAGCACGGACAGCGCCACCGUCGCCGAGGAGGUGAUGCAGCUGCGAUGCUGGGAGGUAAAACGGAACGCCGCCGGCGGCCUCCCGUGUUUCGCCUCCACGUUCUCCGCUCUCGGUGUAGUGUUCGAUCUGAACAACGUCGUGGAUAACGAGCUGACUAUUUCGAACAAGCCGGAGAGGGCCACAAGGGCAUCGGAGUUGGCGCGCACGGCGGCAGUAGCGUUGCUGCGCGAGUCCAGACCUCGCACGCUGCUCCUGCGAGAUCACGUCCCUCCCGUGCUGCUCUGGGUCGACGGCUCGGAGGAGCAGGCCGGGGUCGAUGGCGGCGCGGUGCUCGACGACAGAGGCACUGUCUCGGAGUACAUCCAGUUCGUGGUCAGCCAGGAGCUGGUGGAGGCCUGGAAAAGAGAGAAUGGCCUCACGAAAGUAAUUCACCAGGCAGAGCUGCUCCCCAUCGCCGUCGCGCUGGCAACUUGGAGAGCUGCCGUGCGCGGAAGGCGGGUGAUUGUCUUCGUAGACAACGACGCAGCGAGAGCAGCCAUGGUCAACGGUCACUCGGGCACGCCUGCUUCGGCGAGGCUCGUGGGGGCAGCGUGGGCCUUGGCGCAGGAGCAGUGCGCUUAUCUCUGGUUCGACCGG